Molecule: messenger RNA, 1286 nt
Organism: Sycon ciliatum
Lineage: Eukaryota; Metazoa; Porifera; Calcarea; Leucosolenida; Sycettidae
Product: pre-mRNA-splicing factor syf2-like
Exons: 4
Coding region: 120-809 (229 amino acids)
Cellular component (GO): post-mRNA release spliceosomal complex; Prp19 complex; catalytic step 2 spliceosome
Source: RefSeq, a predicted model, not a curated record
UAAUUUUGAUUUGAGUCUACCUUCCAGUCUUCUGCAGUACCUUCAACAAACCAGUGAUCUGGUGAUAGUGGCGAAGACUUGUUCACAGCUCUCUUUCUGGCAAAGCGCUGCUGUUCAUAAUGGCCACUGCAGAGGCCUCUUCUAGUGAUGCCAUGGAUAAGAAGAAGGAGCGUAUGGAACGGUUUCGUGCUUUGAACCUGAAACGGAAUGAGGCGCGUAAAAUGAACCUUGAAGCGUCCAAAGAGGAGGAACGUAUACAGAAGCUACCCGCCAACUACCAGGCCAAGCGUCGCCGUGUGGAGUGGGAGGUCGAAGAUGAGGCUGCUCGCAAGGAAGCCGAGGAAGCCGGCGAAGAUUACGACCGACUGAAGAUGCUGGAUUGUGGUGCGGACGAGGUAGUGCGUAUCGAACGGAAGCGAAAGAAGAAGAACCCAGAUCCUGGAUUUUCAACAUAUGAGGAUGCUACUAUUCGUCAAUACCAGCGCCUGACUAAGCAGAUGCAACCUGACCUGGAUGGUUAUAAAGCUGCCAAGGAGAAGUUGGGAGAUGCUAUGUACCCUGAUGCGGACGCACUGCCGGAUCGAGACCAGGAUAAGGUUAGCAAGGAGGGCGUUGAUCGCAUGGUUGCUGACCUGGACAAGCAGAUCGAGAAGCGUGAGAAGUUCAGCCGCCGGCGUGCAUUCCACGACGAAGCCGACAUCAACUACAUCAACGAGCGUAACAUGCGCUUCAACAAGAAGGCCGAGCGCUUCUAUGGCAAGUACACUGCCGAGAUCAAGCAGAACCUCGAGAGAGGCACAGCUGUAUAGCACACUGAUGACAUCAUGGAAAGACAACAGCACAGCUGUAUAGCACACUGAUGACGUCAUGGAAAGACAACACAACUACACGGUACCUCUGCUCUGCUCCACGUUGCGUGACCUUGCGCCGUCUUCUGCCAUCAGCAACGUGAGAACCAAACAGAUCACAAUGAUCAUCACACUAAAACGAUCCAGGCUGGUCUUGCGAUCUUGACAAACUUGUACACUUGACUUGGUUGUUUGUUGGUUGUAAAUACUGCACAUUGAAACUAGUGUACAUAUUUCUAGACCUGCCACAUAUUAUCUGGCAGUGUAGGGCUCAAUUUGUCUAGUUUUUUUUUUAUCGUUGAUGAUUAUUGGUGAUGAUCAUGAUUUCAUGAUGCUGUAUUCUGUAUUUUUUAUGAACUAAAAUUUAAUGUUUCAGUCAACUGACGAGUCGUGUACAUAUUAAAACAAAACAAAAAAGAAUAAAAAGACUGUACACUA